CACUCGUCAGACGCCAAUUUCUCAGAAAUCCUGGAAAAUACAAGAAAAACCCUCCAGAAUUUUCCCGCCCGUUCUUGCGGAAGAUGGCUCCUAAAUCGGACAACACUGAAGUUAUCGUUCUCAACUUCGUGAACGAGCAAAAUAGACCUCUAAACACGCAGAAUGCGGCUGAUGCUCUGCAGAAGUUCAACCUUAAAAAGACUGCGGUUCAGAAGGCGCUGGAUAGUCUUGCUGAUGGCGGUAAAAUUUCGUUCAAAGAGUACGGUAAGCAGAAAAUAUACCUUGCUCGGCAAGACCAAUUCGAGAUUCCAAACAGUGAGGAACUUGCUCAAAUGAAGGAAGAGAAUGCUAAGCUUCAAGAUCAGCUGCAGGAGCAAAAGAAAGCAAUCAGUGAAGUGGAGUCAGAAAUCCGGAGCUUGCAGUCGAACUUGACACUAGAAGAGAUACAAGAGAAAGAUGCCAAACUAAGCAAGGAGGUUAAGGAAAUGGAACAGAAAUUGGAUAAACUACGUGGAGGAAUCACUUUGGUGAGACCAGAGGACAAAAAGGCUGUUGAAGAGAUGUACUCCGACAAAAUAAAUCAAUGGAGAAGGCGUAAAAGGAUGUUCAAAGACAUCUGGGAUGCUAUAACUGAGAAUUCCCCCAAAGAUCUCAAGGAGUUCAAGGAGGAACUUGGUAUUGAAUAUGAUGAAGAUGUUGGUGUAAAUUUGCAGUCUUUUUCUGAUCUGCUGCAAAAUGGAAAGAAACGGGCCAGAGGCCGGUAACUUCCGAGCAAGGGCAAGCUCCCAUGUCUGCACGGGCACGGGAUGUGUAGCGUACCUUGGUGGAAGAAGAAGCUUCGUCGAGUUUGAGAAUUAUAUUAUUCUCGCCAGCAAUCUCCUUAAGCAUCUUGAU
This is a messenger RNA of Tarenaya hassleriana, 894 nucleotides long. RefSeq names its product homologous-pairing protein 2 homolog. NCBI's taxonomy places the organism in Eukaryota, Viridiplantae, Streptophyta, Magnoliopsida, Brassicales, Cleomaceae. Gene Ontology annotation, molecular function: recombinase activator activity; double-stranded DNA binding. The record is from RefSeq and is a predicted model, not a curated record. Gene Ontology annotation, cellular component: condensed nuclear chromosome; DNA recombinase auxiliary factor complex. The transcript has 7 exons. Gene Ontology annotation, biological process: homologous chromosome pairing at meiosis; meiotic joint molecule formation; meiotic strand invasion involved in reciprocal meiotic recombination. The coding region runs from base 84 to 764 and encodes 226 amino acids.